Molecule: messenger RNA, 1042 nt
Organism: Entrophospora candida
Lineage: Eukaryota; Fungi; Glomeromycota; Glomeromycetes; Entrophosporales; Entrophosporaceae
Source: the annotation of a GenBank genome assembly
UUGCAACAACAAACUUUACAACCUCAGCAGCAGUUGCAACAACAAACUUUACAACCUCAGCAGCAAACCUUGCAACCCCAACAACAUCAACAGCAAACUUUGCAACCUCAACAAAUUCAACAAGAGUUGCAACAGCAAACUUUACAGCCUCAACAGCAAGUUUUGCAACCCCAACAACUUCAACAGCAGUUGCAACAGCAACCUUUGCAACCUCAGCAACUUCUUCAGCAGCAAAACUAUGCAUCAGAUGACAUCACAGCACUUACAAAUGCUUCUCAACAAACUCAAUUUUCUACACAAAACACACAACCAGAUAACCCAAAACAUAAUUUAAACUCAAAGCAACAAUCUCAAGGUUCUAUUAAUAGUUUGCAAGAUUCCUCUAAUCAAUUAAAUAAUUCAUUCUCUCAACAACAAGUUCAGUAUUUGUCUAAUCAAACAUCACAAGAUUAUACAAAUUCUGCAGAUAUAUACACAUUAUUACGAAAUCCAUCUCAAAAUUUACAAGAUGCCGCCACAAUAAAUCAAGCUCAAUUAACACAGCUAUCAAUUCAAUAUCAAGAUCCUAAAACAUUUAAUAAUACCUCAACUACCCCAUCAUCUGUUCAACAUCAAAACUUUAUUCCAUAUGAUUCUCAGCCACACCACUUAUUAGAAUCUUUACCCAAAAAACCAUCAAAAUCGGAUGUUAUAAUAAUAAUCUGGGGUCCUUUGCUAAUACAAUUUUUGCCUGGACUCGAUGAGGAAAUUUCAUUUUUAAAAAAACAAAUUCCUUCACGUGUCCGUGAUAUUACAAAAAUAACGAAAUCGAUAUCACAAAACUUUGUCCAAUCAACAACUAAAUGUAAUGAGAUAGAAUUAUUAAAAAUAAGUUUUUUAAAUGUGUCGCAACUGAAUAUUGUAUACAACAGUCUUGUAAAAAAAAGAAAUAUUCAAAUUUUUGAAUAUGAUAUUCCGUAUAUUCAACGUGUCGCAAUUGAUAAAGGUUUUAGAGCUGGCCAAUGGUAUGAAGUUACGUUAAAUCAUAGUAAUGAUAAUCAUA